AUGGGAAGCGAUAGCUCAAAAUUACGCUCCUCGUCAAGCACACAUGAAAAUUUGCCCUCAAUUAAAUUACCUGCAUCGGCUAGUUACUACGAAGGAAUGUAUAGAAAUUGUGAUGCCGUAAGUCGAUCACGUAACGGCAGCACAUGUAGCCGUAACGGCCAAAAGCAUCCGUUAUCCUUGAAAAUGCGACGAUUAAUCUCAAGUUGUUUCUCGAAUCCGCAUGAGAUGCUCGGGAAACGAAUUAUGAAACGUGCAUGUGAUUUAAAGGAUGAAUUUGCCACCUUCUAUACCUCAUUGGAAUUAGAACAACGUGAAGAAUUGGAGGAAAAUAUUAAAAUAUUGCUCAAAAAAGUCGUCACAAAUAUUGAUUUUGUCGAUGAAGUUACGCGAUUAUCGGAAGAGUUCGGUCAACGUUUUGUCGAACUGCGAUCGCUCGGCUUUCGAGCGGAUUAUUUUGCAAUUUUGGCGGAUGCGACGAUCAAAGAAUGUACGCAUCUGGAUUCGGCUGUUCACAAGGCUCAUACCACCACACAAGCAUUCUCGCAAUUUGGUGCUUUGGUUUUCUCCUCCGUAAGGGACGGUUUCUACACGGAAAUUCGCCGAAUACGACGAGCAUCGAACUCGUUUUCAAUUGGUUCAAACAGUAGCACUAGAAGGAAGAACUUAUCCGAUGGGGAUGGAGUUCGUAGCAGAGGUGGAUCACCCCGAACGUCAUUUUCACGUUCCGGAACGCCAAGAUCUGGAUCACCGGAAUCCGCCGAGGAGAAUCCCUUCGAAGAGUACGGUCAUGAUAUUUUCCUGAAGCCACCAACGAGAAAUAUGCUCACUGCACGAUCCUACUAG
Molecule: messenger RNA, 843 nt
Organism: Necator americanus (New World hookworm)
Lineage: Eukaryota; Metazoa; Nematoda; Chromadorea; Rhabditida; Ancylostomatidae
Exons: 6
Coding region: 1-843 (280 amino acids)
Molecular function (GO): oxygen binding; heme binding
Source: RefSeq, a predicted model, not a curated record